Molecule: messenger RNA, 1962 nt
Organism: Lodderomyces elongisporus
Lineage: Eukaryota; Fungi; Ascomycota; Pichiomycetes; Serinales; Debaryomycetaceae
Gene: BMT8
Product: Bmt8p
Exons: 1
Coding region: 1-1962 (653 amino acids)
Molecular function (GO): mannosyltransferase activity
Source: RefSeq, a predicted model, not a curated record
AUGCUCUCUUCUAGAAAGUUUACAGGUAGACUCUGGCAAUGGUCUAUAGCCAUAAUUGUAACCGUUUUUGUUUGUGGAACAAUAACACAUUACUCGGAAGUAUCGCCGCGAUCGCUUCUAUUUGAUGCCACGAGUAGGAAGCUGUAUCGAAGAAUACUUUUCCCACAAAACUUUGCUAAUAACAGAGAUGAGUUGACGAAUUUUAUCGAUGCAAACCCAUCGGCUUUUAAAGUUAAGAAAUCGUCAAGUGGGCGAUUGAAGAAACCAAAUUUGCAAUUUGAACAAGCACUGCCCCAGGACCCCAAAUCAAACCAGUUGAAGUCCUCUUAUCAUCCAUACAAAUUUUCAGUCUAUAAUACUUUAAAGGACAUUGAUUUGGAGUUAAAUCGGUGUCAUGAAAUAAAACAAGAAUUAAAUAUGUUUAUCGAUAAAGCAAUUGAUAUGAAAACUCCAUUAGACAAGGUGUUGGAGCACCUACUAAAGGAAUUGCAACAUGGCUCUAACCCAUACUUUGAAGAUAUCCAAGAUUUAAUCUUGCCCGAGUUGAAACUACAAGUUCAUUUAGGUGUUGUUGAUAAAUUUUGGUUUCGAAUAGCAGGAAGCUCAACUUGGCUUGAAGACUUUGGCGUUCAUUACAUGAUAUCAAGAGUGUUGUAUAGCCCUAGAGGAAUACGAAGCCGGCCUAUAGUGUCACUUACUUAUGCUCAGAUUUACGAUAAAGAUUGGAACGAAUUGGUUGGGAUUAACCUUGUUAUACCACCAAUCAAAAAUGGAACACACGUUGAAGAAAACGAGGGCAAAGCCACAAAGAAAAACUUUCGACUAAUGGAGUACCCCCGCUUUGUUGCUAUUCCAUUCUGGCAUGAUGUUGAUCAAUUUGAUAAUCGAUACUAUGGUCCUGAGGAUCCGCGGCUUAUUUUGGUCAUGAACGAGCAUGGGUAUGAGGAACCAUUACUCGUUUACAACUCUUUCUAUGUUGAUAUGCGACCAUACGACGACGAUGAGGAUCUGGGCGAGCCCAAAACUCAAGAGUUUUUCCGAACAAUGUUUAUAUGCUGGCCUUGGCAGCUUGGAGAAGACAAAGUGCAUAAUAAAGUAGUUGAGUUGAAAAUAGAAAAUUCGGAACCAAUGAGGGCUCAAAAAAAUUGGACACCGUUUAUUAGUUUUGAAGAUCGAAAUGAAGUGGGAUAUGAUAGGCACAUCAAUUUUGUUUUCCGGUGGGCUAACUUGGAGGUAUUAAAAUGUACACUAGAUGGAAGUUGUCAUUUUGAGUAUAGAUUUGACGAAUCCUUAUCUGUAAAGAAUGAAGUUGGCCCUCUACGAGGUGGUACGCAAUUAUUCAACUUGCAUUCAAUCAUUCCGUUCAAUUCAGAUAAAGAAGUUUGGGUUGGGUUUGCCCGUGCCCAUAUUGAUUACUGCGGCUGUGGCAAGGCCAUAUAUCGACCAAAUUUAGUGGUUGUUACCAAAGAAACCGUUGACACAGAAUCUCAUUUUAUGGUGACGCACGUUUCAUCCUCCUUAUCAUUGAACGUUAGUGUUGGUGGCUGGGAUUUGCAAACACCAGAAGCCAGAUGUUUUCGAUCAAGUAUUCUCAUUCCCAAUGGUAUCUCCCAGUGGAAUGUUGAGAAAGAUCCUCAAAGCAAUGCCAUAUUAGAGGAUUACUUGACUAUAACUUUAUCUAUUACCGAUUUUACUGUGCAUCGUAUAAACAUUAAAGGACUAUUAAAAGAGAUUAUUAACUUGGGUGUUUUGAAAAGUCAUCAACCAGCAUGGUUUAUGGCAAGCAAUGAUAAUAUUGUAUGCGCAAUCCAGGCUGCUACAGAAUUUUGUCAGAAUUACGGCGAAGAAAAUAGAAUAGUAGGGUUGGAUGAGUUUGCUGAUGACCGAGAAAGUCUCGUACCAGAUGUUGCUUUGGAAAAUUAUUUUCAUAUUGCUCGACUCUACGAAUUUAGAGGGACAUAA